AUGGGAUUCUUCGACCACCUUCAAAAGAAAGGAACGGGUGUGAUACCGGCUCAGAAAGCUCAGAUCCGGAAAGUCGAGUGCAAACCGAGCAUCACCCGGUCAUCGUCAGCUCCAUCACAGCCUGUGAAACCCCCCUCUGUCCGCGCGCAUUCCGAAUCAUCCGCCAAACGCACCGUUACCUCUCCACGAAAACCGAAUUUAUCUGACUCUACCGGGGUUGCAAAGAAAUCUCCCGCUCCCAGCAGCAGCUCUGAUCUGCUAACCGUCAAUCCACCUCGUUCGAGAUCCGUAUCCCGCAAACGAUCCUCCCCCGCAGUUCAACAACUCGUUAGCAGUAGUGAUGACAGUGAGACGGAUGAGUCUUUGGAUAUUCGACUGGCGAAGAGGACAAAGGUCAGCGCAAGUGUGGAGCCAGAUCUAAAACGUCGCUUACGCUCCGAGGUUGCGUUUUCCGAGUCGGCCGAACGAACGUUCCCCAUGGUGCAUGCCUUGGAUAUAGCAUCGAUCGAGAAGAAGACUCCUGGAUUUAGGAAUGCGUUUAAAGAGCCUAAGGGAUGCACGACAAUAGCUCUUCAGUAUCCCACAUACUCACAGAGGGAGAGGUAUCAGCUGGUUAUACCUCGUGAAAACGACGGAUUUAAGCCGUUGGAGGAUAUUGUGCAGGUAGUCGAGACCGUAUCACAUAACUAUAUCCCCGAGGAUCAGAUAUCUCUAUUUACCGAUGAGUCCACUGGCUAUAUCCGUCUUUUACGACGUGCCAUUAAACAAGAAUCGCCAAAAGAUUUCUGGAAUGCGGUGAAGGCAUAUAACGAGACGAUCAGACGACUGCGGGACGAAGGUGUUAUCGCCAAACAUCUUGAUACGAUGCAUUCACUAUCUUUACCCCGGACGGUCUCUCUGCGCGUGGAGUCACUCAAGAAGUACGAAAGCGGAACCGACAACGUCUACGGAGAACUGUUGCCCCGCUUCAUCUCAGAUAUCUUUCAAAGGACGCAUUUAAAAUCCGACCAGGUAUUCGUUGACCUGGGUUCUGGCGUGGGCAACGUCGUCCUCCAGGCCGCCCUGGAGAUUGGCUGUGAGAGCUGGGGUUGUGAGAUGAUGCAGAAUGCCUGCGACUUGGCUCGGCUACAGCAGGCUGAAUUUAAAGCCCGAUGUCGUUUAUGGGGUCUUUCGUCAGGGAAAGUGCAUUUAGUCCAGGGGGACUUUUUGGACAACGAGCGCAUCGCCAAGGCUCUCCGACGGGCGGACGUUGUUCUAAUCAAUAACCAGGCUUUCACGCCGGAGACGAAUAACAGGAUAAUCAAUCACCUUCUUGACUUGAAAGAAGGCUGCCAGAUCGUCUCACUCAAAUCAUUCGUUCCGGCAGGACACAAAAUGCAAGCCCGGAAUCUCAAUUCGCCAAUCAACUUACUUUCAGUUGAGAGGCACAAUUACUGGUCCGACUCUGUCAGUUGGACCAACGCUGGCGGUACUUAUUUCAUUGCGACAAAGGACAGCUCGAGGCUACGAGCGUUCACUGAUACCCUUUUAUAA
Microsporum canis CBS 113480 is the source of this 1533-nucleotide messenger RNA. Its product is annotated as histone-lysine N-methyltransferase. Bases 1 to 1533 code for a protein of 510 amino acids. Gene Ontology annotation, cellular component: nucleus; nucleosome. Gene Ontology annotation, molecular function: histone binding; histone H3K79 methyltransferase activity. The record is from RefSeq and is a predicted model, not a curated record. Gene Ontology annotation, biological process: subtelomeric heterochromatin formation; regulation of transcription regulatory region DNA binding; DNA damage checkpoint signaling. The transcript is spliced from 2 exons. NCBI's taxonomy places the organism in Eukaryota, Fungi, Ascomycota, Eurotiomycetes, Onygenales, Arthrodermataceae.